AUGGAGGCUUCAGAUCUCGACGGCCUUCGUAAUCGGCAAUCUGCGGCUCAACCGGCGCCUGUCGAGAGCGAUGCCGUUGUGAAGGAUAGGGAGGAGGAAGUGAAGCCGGAGCAGUCGGGUAAGACGUUUGGACGGGCUCCGGAUGGAACGGUGUUUACCGUUCCGAAGACUACGGAUAUGGUCUCGUCCAUCCUCGAUCCGCGCGCUCCGAAGAGUGAGUUGGAUAUCGUCGUUCUCGCCUCCCUCGCUUUCUCGAUCUUCGUCUACAUCACCUUCCCCGACCGUGCGAGAAGGUACUCGCUUCUCCUCCUCUUUCUGUUCUGGCGCGCUUCGUAUAAUGUCGGACUCGGGUAUCUCCUGAACGUGCAGUCGAAGAAUCGGACGCUCGUCGCGUGGGCACAGAAGUACUGCUUGUUCGAUAAGGAGAAUAAGGCCGUGUACAGCUUCGUUAGGAGGAAUUUGCAGGGUAAGAUGGAGAAGGACUAUGAUUUUGAUCAAGUGCCGAAGGAGUACAAUACUUGGCUCCUGUACCGCCGCUUGGUGGAUUUGAUCUUGAUGAAUGAUUUCGUGGCAUACGUACUCAUGGCGCUGGCUUGGUUGCAUUUCCCGUCCGGACAUGGGUUUUUGACGCAUACCCUCCGCUGGACCCUCGGUUUUGUGUUGAUUUUGUUUAACUUGUGGGUCAAGUUGGACGCCCACCGCGUCGUCAAAGAUUUCGCCUGGUACUGGGGCGACUUCUUCUUCCUCGUUGAUUCGGAUCUCACGUUCGACGGUGUCUACGACCUUGCGCCGCAUCCGAUGUAUAGUGUGGGGUAUGCCGGGUACUAUGGUAUUUGUAUCAUUUCUGCGAGCUAUACGGUGUUGUUUGCGAGUUUGUUGGCGCAUGCGGCGCAAUUUGCGUUUUUGACUUGGGUUGAGAAUCCGCAUAUUGAGAAAACGUAUAACCCGCCCAAGCUUGUGAGGACGAAGAGUGGAGCAGCUGCCACGGCGGAGGAGAAGGUCAAGAAGCCCGCGAGAGAUUUGGUCGUGUUCAGGAAUUUCGAUCCGUACCGUUCCGCGGACUUGGCGCUUGCGUGUUUGGUUUCCACGACGGUCGUGUUGGCGGUGUUCUUGCCGACCACGAGGACCACGAAGACUUUUUUCGUGUUGCAGGCGUUUUUCUGGAGGCUUGUGCAUUCGUUUGGGUUGGGCCUCGUCUUGAGCGCGCAGAGUCGUGGAAAGCGGUGGACGCGGCAUUUCAUCAAGCACGGCGAGACGGCGGAGGAUGCAUGGUGUCAGUGGAAGGGUGUGUAUAACCUCUCGCUUUGUAUGGUUUACGCGUCGUUCGGUGCUGUUGUUUGGAAGUUGUGGAGCUUUCCGCAGGAUUGGACGGUUGGAACGGUUUUGUUGAGACAUACUGUUGGUGUGUUGUUGGUUGUUUUGCACGUUUGGACAAGUUCUUCGAUUUAUGAGGCACUUGGUGACUUUGGAUGGUUCUUUGGCGAUUUCUUCGUUGAUGAGUCUCCGAGUCAGCUCACGUACACCGGUAUCUACCGCUACCUCAACAACCCCGAGCGCUUGUUGGGAUCCGCUGCGUUCUGGGGGUUGGCUAUGGUUUCGUCGUCAAGGGCUGCGACACUCUUGGCGCUCCUGAGUCAGAUUUGUAACAUCUUGUUUAUCGAGUUGGUCGAGAGACCGCAUAUGGAGAUGCUGUACGGUAACCAGAUUCGUAAAGAAGCGGGUGUGAGCAGGACGCUGAAGAGCGAAUUGGAUCGUAAGGUGCAGGAAGUCAAGGGUCAGGUCGACGCGUUAUUCCUGAAGGCGAUGAAUGAGGUGGAGGAGUUCAUCGAGAACGGCUUGGCGCGGUACGGUAUCGGCAACGGAAAAGUUAUGCUGGAUGAAUUCCCGAGUCGGAUGCAUGUCGCCCGCGUUGCGAACACGCCUGUUGAUCCCAAGCUUUACGAGUUACAGAUCGUGAGUGCGAGUAGUGAUGAGAGCCCGAGUUCGCAGUUGAGGUUUGAGUUGGGGAAGGAGAUUAGGGUGAAGUGGUCUGCGCCUGCGACGCACAGUAAGAAGGAUUGGAUCGGGUUGUAUCGCGUUACGGCGAAUACCUCGAAGGAGAUUACGAGGGUUGCGUCGAUGGGGAGGUGGUCUGCUGUCGAUGCUGAGGGGUAUGAUAAUCAUACGGAUUCGAUUCUUGCUGGUGGGGAGACGGAGGGUGAGGUUGAGUUUAGGGGUGAUGCGCUCUUCUGGAAGACGGGGGUUUAUGAGUUUAGGUAUCACUAUGACGGGAAGCAUAACGUGAUGGCUAUCUCGGCGCCGUUCGAGAUUACGCUUCCGCGUCCUUCGUCGCCUUCUUCACUCCCGCUUUCGUCGAUCGAGGAGUCGUUGCUCAAGCUCUGCCAGGUCUGUUUCGCUGAUCCGUCUCUUUCGCUUGAAGACGGGUUUGUUUUUGGUGAUCCUGUGCAGGAUGAGAAGGUGAGCAAGAGGGUUGUGUAUGGCGUUAAGGAGAUGUUUGGGGUUGAGUUUAGCAGGGAAGUCGUUAAGGCGGAUGGUGAUGUGAGGGGUUUGGCGAGGAGGGUGUUGGAGGCGAUGAAGGUUUUGAGGCCGUUCACGCAGACUGGUGCCACGACCCCCGCCGAGUCCGGUGUCGUUGCCGAAUCUGCCUAA
Messenger RNA from Saitoella complicata NRRL Y-17804, 2649 nucleotides. RefSeq names its product phosphatidylethanolamine N-methyltransferase. Gene Ontology annotation, molecular function: phosphatidylethanolamine N-methyltransferase activity. Gene Ontology annotation, biological process: phosphatidylcholine biosynthetic process. The coding region runs from base 1 to 2649 and encodes 882 amino acids. NCBI's taxonomy places the organism in Eukaryota, Fungi, Ascomycota, Saitoellomycetes, Saitoellales, Saitoellaceae. The record is from RefSeq and is a predicted model, not a curated record. The transcript is spliced from 3 exons.